This is a messenger RNA of Beta vulgaris subsp. vulgaris (sugar beet), 1469 nucleotides long. RefSeq lists its product as hypothetical. The transcript has 5 exons. Lineage: Eukaryota; Viridiplantae; Streptophyta; Magnoliopsida; Caryophyllales; Amaranthaceae. Gene Ontology annotation, molecular function: ubiquitin protein ligase activity. Bases 128 to 1183 code for a protein of 351 amino acids. The record is from RefSeq and is a predicted model, not a curated record.
UGUCCUAAAUUCCCUCCCACUCAAUCUAUAUUCCUCCCUAAAAAAAGCAACACCCCCCACCCGUUUCCUCUUUUCCCCUCUCCUUUCCCCCACCUUCACCCUCUCGCUGUGAGAAGUUGAGAAAAUCAUGGCAGCACUAGUUUCAGACACCUCUAACUCUACAAUUGGAGAACACCUAAAAUGGCGAAAACCCAGAAAACAUCAAUCAAGACCAACAGAUCCAAACCCAGAAAUGUCUUCAAUUAUCCAGUCUACUCGCUGCAAAUCCACCAUUUCUUCUCUUCUUCUUUCCACUUUCACAAAUCAUGAAAACACCCGCAACAAAAAUUACCCCAAAAAAACCUUAAAGAGUUCAACUUUAAGAGGUUUUGGGUGUACUGCUCAACCUCGAGUUACUGUUCCUGCUGUUAUAAGGUCUUCUGCUGAUUGGGAAGAGAAUGAAAGCAAAAAAAAAACAAAAUGUGAUCAAUCAAAAGAAAAGCACAAUAAAGUGAUAAUGGAGGAAUCUUUUGGGUCAGUUGGUGUUCAAGAUUUAUGGUGUGGUGAUGCUUCUGCUGCUGCUUCUGUUGAUUGUGUCAGACCUGUUGUUUCUGGUGGUAGAGGCAAAAUUGAUCUUGAUAAACUUCAUCACAGAGAGCGUGCCUCAACUUCUAGACAAAGAGUGAAUGCUGAGCAUUUUGCUGCCCCUGGUCUGGAUUCUGCCUUCGAAAUUCCCUCAUUUGGGCCCGAUGUAUUUGAAGCCCGGUACUACCAUCAUCUGCGUAAUCGAUCCCCUGAAGGGUUAGCAGAGAUCAUACUGUUUCAAAAUGGUCUGCUGACGGGCAGAAGAUCAGGUGGUCAUGAUAGAUACCAGGACUGGAGACUAGAUGUUGAUAAUAUGACAUACGAAGAAUUACUUGAACUUGGUGAUAGAAUUGGGAAUGUCAGUACUGGACUGGGAGAUGAUCAGAUUGGCAGAUGUUUAAGGAAAACUAAGCUAUCUGUGCUAAAUGAACUGCGCGCACAAGCCCACAUAUCAGUAGAGAUGGAAGGAAAAUGCAGCAUAUGUCAGGAAGAGUAUGAGGUGGAGGAAGAGGUGGGGAAACUGGAAUGUGGGCAUGGUUAUCACUUACACUGCAUAAAGCAGUGGCUUGUGCGGAAAAAUGCUUGCCCUGUCUGUAAAGCGGAAGCAUCUUCUCUCUAGGAUCUCAAGUGGGUUGUGUUAUGUGAUUAUUGAUAUUUUCCCAUUUGUAUAGUUUUAAAUUUAGCGGUUAUUGCAUACGACUAGAGUUUGUUCAUCGCUGUGAUGCGAGUUUAUUGGCUGUUGAAAAGCUUGAUUUCUCACUUCAACUAAGCGGGAAAUUUUUUAUCAAAUGGGUUUUUUUCCUCUCUGCUGAAGAAUUUAUGAACUGUACGAGAGAGCUUUCUUUCAUGUUAUUGGUUUGAUAUAUUUUUUAUUCUUAUGUAUUUGAAAUUAUGUUAGAUCUGAA